CUGCUUGGAGAAUAACCUAAAACUGCGGUGCGAGACCAAACCGGAAGUCAGGACCAGACAGACUGGUUGAUCAGGCAAAUACACGGAAUAUUUCAUCAGUGCCAACAACCUGUUGUGUUCUCUGCCGUUGUGUCCUGUACACGGACGAGAGGUGACGUGCUCCAGCUCGACAGAAUUCUGGAGUAUCUAUGGCGUCAGAAUCAUCAAGUGACUAUGACUAUCUCAUCAAAUUCUUAGCCUUAGGAGAUUCAGGUGUCGGUAAGACCAGUUUCCUGUACCAGUACACAGAUGGCACCUUCAAUCCUAAAUUCAUCACAACGGUGGGGAUCGACUUCAGGGAAAAGAGAGUGGUUUACCGUCCUAGUGGAGCCGACAAUGUUGGCAGAGGACAACGAGUUCACCUUCAGCUUUGGGACACUGCUGGUCAAGAGAGGUUCCGCAGCCUGACGACGGCAUUCUUCCGCGACGCCAUGGGCUUCCUUCUGUUGUUUGACCUGACGAGCGAGCAGUCUUUCGUGAACAUCCGCAACUGGAUGAGCCAGUUGCAGAUGCACGCGUACUGCGAGAAUCCUGACGUCGUCCUGUGUGGGAACAAGGCCGACCUGGAGGACCAGAGGGUUAUAUCUGAAGAGAAGGCACGGGAAGUAGCAGAGAAGUAUGGAAUGCCAUACUUUGAGACGAGUGCGGCCACAGGCAUGAACAUCUCCAAAGCCGUGGAGGGCCUGCUAGACCUGGUGAUGGUGCGUAUGGAGCAGUGUGUGGACAAGUCAAGCCUGCCCAUCACCGGACACAAGAGAUUAGAAGGCUCCACUGUGGAGGUGGACGAAGCAGGAGAGGAGUCCAAAUGUUUCUGCUGAAAUGUCCUCACUUGUUUUGUUGUUUUUUUCUUCCAGAAGAGAGAACAUAUCAGUAUCAGCGGGUAUCCAUGGUAAUUGCAUUCCAAGUAAAUUUAAAAUGAUUCUAUGGACUCCCAAAGAAAAUUAUCUUCAGGUUGCUGUGUCCAAGUGUUUUUAUUCCUCGUGCCCUGUAGUAGUGGUUUCAACAAUAUUUAUGAUAUCAGUGGUUACAACAGUAAUUGAUAUGAUAUUAACAUAUAUCAUGGCCAAAGGGUUUAUAAUCAUGAGAACAUGAUACUGCAAGAUCUAAGAAAUAAAAUCUUAUAGUAAUUGUUCAGAUCUUUUGUUCAAAACUUGAUGGAGAUAGUUGUUCUACAUUAUGCUAUGGUGUUAGAAUAUUCACACUUUUGCACACAGUCGAUGCACUGCAUGUUUAAAGUACUUCCGCCUUUGCACAAAGAACAGUGUCACACUCAUUGUAUGAUAAUAUUUGUAACAGUGUUCUUGAGACAGUUGUGGAUGGUGUCGUACAAAAUUAUGAUAGGAAGGUUGCGAUAGGUCCUUUGUGAUAGUCUCUUCUGUCCUUGUAAGUGCCCGUCACACAGCAGGAAAAUCAACAAGCUCUAAAUUACAUUUUGGGCAGUAGUACAUCCAGUUUUCUCUCCAUCAUAGUCAAUACAUUGUUUUGGU
Branchiostoma floridae (Florida lancelet) is the source of this 1526-nucleotide messenger RNA. RefSeq names its product ras-related protein Rab-27A-like. The record is from RefSeq and is a predicted model, not a curated record. Lineage: Eukaryota; Metazoa; Chordata; Leptocardii; Amphioxiformes; Branchiostomatidae. Gene Ontology annotation, biological process: melanosome transport; positive regulation of exocytosis. The transcript is spliced from 6 exons. Gene Ontology annotation, molecular function: GTPase activity; GTP binding. Gene Ontology annotation, cellular component: melanosome; secretory granule. Bases 189 to 857 code for a protein of 222 amino acids.